GGAAGUUGAAGCUUUGCGAGUUCCGCCGUCGAGAAAGGGAUGAGAGGCAAAGGAGCGCUGCGUUUGUUUAUUGUGAGGAAUUGAAGGACGAUCCCUGACUCGUCAAAUCCCCGGCCUGAGAGGAAAAGAACGAGCAAGCCGCCCAGGCCUGGCGAUGAGUUACCUCAGCGAAGGCAGCGGGGCCGUUACGUCCCUCCUAGACUUAAGCCUUCAUUGCUUAACGAGGAAUGUAUCCAGAUAUGCUGCAGACAUUAAGCCUUUGCCUCCAAACAUCAAAGAUAAACUGAUUAAAUCGCUGAGUGUCCAAGGAUGGAUAAAUGAUUCGAAUAUUAUUAUGGUUUUACAUCCUGCGGUAGAGGCAUUGGACCUUCGAGACUGUGAUAUUUCAGAUAAUGCCCUGCGACAGCUUUGUAACUGCAAGCAGCUUAAAAAAAUUAACUUAAAUGUUUGGAAAGGCAAUAGACUAACCGUCACUUCAGAAGGUGUUGCAGCACUGGCCUUGUCAUGUCCUUAUUUACGUGAAGUCUCUUUUAAAAGAUGCAGCAACCUUACAGACAGUGGAGUCCUUGCUCUUGCCCUCAACUGUCCACUAUUGCAAAUAGUUAACAUAGGUGGAUGCUCCAGCAUCACAGACACAUCAUUGCAAGCACUUGGACAAAACUGUCAAUCCCUACAUAGCGUGGAUUUUUCAUCUACCCAAGUUACUGAUGAUGGUGUAAUAGCACUCGUUAGUGGAAUGUGUUCAAAGAAUUUAAAGGAGAUCCAUAUGGAACGGUGUGUGAAUCUGACUGAUGUAGCUGUGGAAGCUGUCCUCUCCUGCUGUCCAAUGAUAUAUAUUCUUCUGUUCCACGGAUGCCCACUGAUAACAGAUCGUUCUCGAGAAGCCCUGGAACAGCUGGUUGGACCAAAUAAAUUUAUGCAGGUCUCAUGGACUGCUUAUUGAUUUUGGUUUAGUUGUGGAUGGUAUCUUUUUUUCAGGAUAGGCCCUUAUCUGGAAAGACUUGUUUCAUAAGUGUACUGGCUGCCACUGAUGGGCUCAGUUGCCAUUUCAACUGCCAAAUGUGGUUGCAUUAAUGAUCAGCUGAUGUUCUUGAUUAACAAGAAUCUUUUUCCUUUCCCACUCCACUUGAUGAAUAGGAAAUUAUUAGUUAGUGUUCAUAGAACAGCAACAGGUCAGGGCUGUAAUACGAAUGUUCAGAUGUCAAGUUCCACACCAACCAAUGAAGGGCUAACAGGAAAUGAGGACAUGUAGCCAGUCGAGUGAGCCAGAGAGACUUGGAGGCACUAUUGCAUAAGCAUUUUGUAACAUCACUUGUUCAGCCAUCACUUUGGUGAGGAUCAGUUAUGUGUCAAGGAAGCCAUUACAACUGGAGACAUGGUUUUUAUUUUACCCCAUGCUGCUUCUCAUUUUGAAAUAAAAGUUGCUACUUUCCUCAA
Messenger RNA from Rhineura floridana, 1437 nucleotides. It is a transcript of the gene AMN1, whose product is annotated as antagonist of mitotic exit network 1 homolog. NCBI's taxonomy places the organism in Eukaryota, Metazoa, Chordata, Lepidosauria, Squamata, Rhineuridae. The transcript is spliced from 7 exons. Bases 155 to 943 code for a protein of 262 amino acids. Gene Ontology annotation, biological process: SCF-dependent proteasomal ubiquitin-dependent protein catabolic process. The record is from RefSeq and is a predicted model, not a curated record. Gene Ontology annotation, molecular function: protein binding. Gene Ontology annotation, cellular component: SCF ubiquitin ligase complex.